AUGGUGUCAUCAGAUAUUGUUAAUAUUAUUUUCGAUGCACUUACGAUCGGAAGUGCUGCAAUAUCAAUAUUAAUAUCCAUAUCAAUGAUUGUAAUUAUGCUAUUGUAUAAAUUAUCUAUUAAUCGUGAUCGAACAGUUGAUUUACUUAGUUUUAAUAUGUAUGUAAGUCUUCUUUUUGGUUGUGCUAUUAUGUUAGAUAUUUAUUGUUAUACUUUAUAUGGUCAUUUACAUGGUAACAUUUCAUUUGAUGGAGAAUGGUGUUAUAUCAAAGCUUAUUUAUUUCAUGUUAGUGGAUGUGCAUUCUUCUAUUCUUAUUUACUUCAAGCAAUUUAUCGACUUUGUCGAAUUGUAUUUUAUACAACACCAUCAUUACAAUCAUUUAAAUUAUAUAUCUAUGGAAUAAUUAUUCAAUGGAUUUUAAGUUUUGUACAAGUUAUACCAGUUAUUUUACUUAAAACAUUUCAAUAUCUACCUGAUGUUUAUCAUUGUCUAAUAGCAAUACAUAAUUUACAUGGUUUAUUAUUAGUUCUCUCAUUUGUUCCUAUGAUACCUGUCUUAUUGACAACAACUUGUUAUAUUUAUACAAUGAUGUAUAUUCGAAGAUGUAGUAAAACAGUAAGACCAAUUCAUCAAUUAGCUAAUAAUCGUCGAGAUUUUAUUAUUUUAACACGAAUGUUUACACUUCUUGGUGUUAAUAUUUUAUCAAAUAUGCCAACAUUAGUUAUUGGUUUAUGUUUUCAGUUCUUUGAACAUCUUCCAUAUUGGUUAACUCAAUUUCAAUGGUUUACAGCAACGUUUUCAUUAUGUAGCAUUUCAGUGGUUCUAAUAUUUGUUUCACCUAAUUUACAAAAGCUGUGGAAACGAUUACGUUAA
Molecule: messenger RNA, 873 nt
Organism: Rotaria sp. Silwood2
Lineage: Eukaryota; Metazoa; Rotifera; Eurotatoria; Philodinida; Philodinidae
Source: the annotation of a GenBank genome assembly